Molecule: messenger RNA, 992 nt
Organism: Octodon degus (degu)
Lineage: Eukaryota; Metazoa; Chordata; Mammalia; Rodentia; Octodontidae
Gene: Ocel1
Product: occludin/ELL domain containing 1
Exons: 6
Coding region: 228-836 (202 amino acids)
Biological process (GO): bicellular tight junction assembly
Cellular component (GO): bicellular tight junction; apical plasma membrane; cytoplasmic vesicle
Source: RefSeq, a predicted model, not a curated record
CCCAGCCCGCGCGAGACUCUGGCAGUCAGGGACCGAGCGCUAAUACACAGCCCGGACUCGGGUGCCUUUCCGGCCAGGAGCCCAGGCCGGCCAGGAGCCCAGGCUUGGAUCCCCGGACGCUGGGACAGGCUGCCCUCAGGCCACGCCUGCGGCGCGCUGGCCGCGACGUUCCCCGCAAGACCCACCAGCGCGCCCGGGAACCAGCGAGCGGCCCCUCACCGAGGCCGAUGCCCACCCUCGUGCACCCUCAGGCCCGUGGCACCCAGGGGAACCCGCCGGGCCCCGGACCCCCGACAUUGAUGUCACCAAGCCACAGAGAGGCUGCCCGCCGCCCUCCGUGCCAGCCCCCGCCCGCACCCUACCAGGCUCGACGCAGGAAGAUCGUAUUUGAGGAUGAGCUGCCCUCCCGAUCCCUCCGGGAUACCUCGAAACCUGCCGCAGCUGGGCCGGGGAGGCGGACUCCCAGGCCGCACUCAGUGCCGGACUAUGAGCUUAAGUACCCGCCGCUGAGGAGCGAGAGGGCCCGGAGCCGCUAUGUCGCUGUGUUCCAAGACCAGUAUGAGGAGCUGCAGAAGCUCCAGCGCGAGGUGGGCGCCGCCCGCGCCAAGCUACAGCAGCUGGAGGCGCAGCUGCGCUUGCUGCCUCCACCUCGAGGCCAGGAGGAGGCCCAGGCUGUUGCGCACGUCUGGCAGGAGCUGGAGAAGAAGCACAAGGAUCCUCGCUUUCUGCAUAGGCAGGCACGCUGUCUCUACCUAAAGGGUAAACUGAGGCACCUCAAGACUCAGAUCCAGAAGUUCGAUGAUCAAGCAGACAGCGAGGGCUCGGUGUACUUCUGAGAGACCCGGAUGCAGACACAGGAGGGUGUGACCCACAAACUGGCACUGCCUGGCCAAGUUGGCCAGGUAAUCCCGCGGGACACUGGGUCUCAGCCCCAAGGAAUGAACAUACAGUAAAUGCCUGCAGUGUGAGGCUGCGUAACACUCCUAACUUCA